AUGCGCGUUCCAGCCGAGCCAUUCCGCUCGCAUGCUUUGCUCGCCCCCUUAAGCACGCCACCCUUUAAGCCUUGAUUGAAACCUAACCGCCACCGGGGGACUCGACCACCGCCGUCACCACCACCACGUACGGGGCCAGGGCAGGCAUUCAGAGCCGGGAUGGCGUCCGCGUCGCCGUCGUGGGUCAUCCUGGGCCGCGUGGCCAAGGUGUCGGCCGCCGACGCCGAUCUUCCUCCGGGCGCCGACCUCUCCCUCGCGCUGCCGGCGCCGCCGCGCGUCGCGCUCCUCACCAUCCCCCCGCGCAUCUUCCCGGGCCAAACUACCUCUGACAACUUCCCCUCCGUCCUCGCCGUCGACCGCUCCGGCCUCCUCCUCCUCCACGCCUCCCAGGGCCCCGCCGCGGGCCCCGCCAUCGUCGACCUCCCCAGCCGCCAGGAGGUCUGCUGGCGCCCAUUCGUCGCGGGCUACUUCGUCCUCGACUCCAAAUCCGCCUCGGCCUUCCCGCUCCCCAACCCCGAGCGCAUCAUGAACCCGGGCCGCCUCGGCCUCAUCGCCUCCCCCGAGGGCGCAGGCCGCUACAUGGCCGCUGAGCUCCAGCCGAUCGCCGGCGGCGAGCAAGCCGACCUCCUCUGCUUCUCGUCGCAAUCCGGGCAGUGGGACCGGAAGACCGUCCCCUACCCGCUCCCGUCCCGGCCGUUGACCCCCAACGGCGUGGUCUCGCACUCCGGGAGGCUCUGGUGGGUCGACCUCUCCUGGGGCCUCAUCACCUGCAACCCCUUCGCGGACGCGCCUGUGCUGAGCUUCGUCCCACUCCCGCCGCGCAAGGCGCUCAAGUACAUGGAAGAUUGUGCAGUGCUCGACAAGUACCGCCGCGUGGCUGUCAGCCGCGGCAAGCUGCGGUUCGUGGACAUGUACAAGAACCGUAGCAGCUUCGGCUCUGCACAGAUCAGCGUGUGGACGCUCGCCGAUCCGGACUCCACCGAGUGGACGCUGCAGUAUGAAGCGACCUUUUCGGAGAUCUUUAAUGAUGCGAGCUUCAAGGCGACUCGUCUGACAAGGCAGCUCCCGGUGCUCGCGCUCAUCCAUCCCAGGGACCCCGACGUGGUCUACUUCUUCCUGGACAGGCACCUGUUCAGCGUCGACGUGCCUGACCGCAGGGUCGUGCAGUGCGAGCUCUACGAGCUGGUCGAGGAGCUAUCCAGCGAACGCAUCGCCACCCGUUUCGUUCACGCUUGGAGGCUGCCACCGGCUCUCCGCUCAGCUGCGGAUGCCGUUGCGGACAAGCUAAACGCAGGAGGAAAUCAAGAAAUCAUUGAUGCCGCUGCAGUCUCAACUUGCCAAACUGAAGUUGAAGUCGGUGGCGGCGACACGCCCGAGUCCAAGCGGCGUAGGCUAGAGUGACCUGAGCUUGUUGAGAUCUGUUCUUGUAGUCUCUCUGUUUCAAUCUUGCAGGCAUCAUCUUCCCAGAAAAAAAUUCUUGUAGGCUUUGCUAGAGAGCUCGUAACCCCAGCAUGUUAUCGGAUACCACCUUUUGUAUCCCUGAUUUGUUGAUCUUUUUUAGACCGGGCAUCAGCAGAGAUGUCUUUGUUAGCUUGGACAAGCUGAAUAGCAUCCGUUUCCACCAUGAUCUUACUCGUCCCAAGUUCUUGGGCUUUGUAUAACUCUUUCACGCAAGCUUUUUGUUUUACCCCGUGACCGUAGAGCAAUAGUUGUACGGUAUAUUUUCAUUAAUAAAAAAGUAUGUACAUGAAAGAAAAAGAAAAAAAAUGUAACAAACGUAUCAAUCAGCCUAUGCCUGUUUUGUGAAACAUCUCGAAAGAAUUAGUUCAAAAACCGUUCAGUCCAGGUCUUGAUUUUCUGUGCCUUGAGUGGCUUAGCUCUGUAUUCCACUGCUUGCAUUCCCUCCUUUAGAUAAAAGAUCCAUCCAUUGAGGUGCACUGGUGCUUGUCGAAAGAUUUUAUCGUUCCUAACAGACCAUAUACUCCAGCAGCUCAUAACGAUGAUUUUCACGCAAGCUUCACCAUCACAAGUUCACAGUGCAAGGCAUCCUGAGCAUGCUCCAGUCGUCCCGCCAUGACGAUAGCCACAUCUCCAUCGGAGUUGCGAAUUAGAGUAAAUUGCACAAAACCAUCACUUUGAAGGCAAGGUUUGCGAAAACCACUACAAUACAUUUUUUUGCAGAAAACACCAUGUCUUCAGUAAUCUUUUUGCAUAAAACACUGAUCAGCGUAUCGGCUCAGAUAAGUGAGUUUAUGACAGAAGGGACCAGCCAGUCAGGCUGAUGUGGCACCGCUUAACAUCUCACAUGUAACGGCAACGCCUGGUAACAUUAUCAUCUCUAUAUGGGUCCACCUGUCAUCGGAAGAAAAAAGGAAAAAACGGGUUCAUCUUAUCUUCACGCAGACUUCGUUAUUGCCUCGCCAGGUCCACCAUCGUUGUUGCCUUGCCCAGGCUCGCCGCUGCCGUUGCCUCGCCAAGGCCCGUCGCCGCCGUUGCCUCGCCCAGGCCCGCCGCCGCCGUGGUCUGCAUCCCACUAGGCUGGAGCGCCACCGUGGUCUGCAUCCCCCUCGGCACCGGUGCGCCCCAAGGUCUGCAUCCCCUUGGGCACCGGCGUGCUCGAGCUCGGCGACGGAGCCGAUGCUCCACCCCCCCCCCCCCACCCCCGACCAGCCACUGACGCUGGAGCUUGCCGACCGCGGGCCGCCGCACCUUCUCAAUGUCGGGAACCGCCUCGCCGCCCUCCAAUUCGUCCAGAUCCCGUCGGGAUCGGGUCAUCCCCGCCGGAUCCACGUUGCGCGCCUCUAUUGCAUCGCCGGAGACCGCCUCGGCGAACCUCCUGCGCCCUGCAACACCUGCACGGCCGCGGUGAGCUGCACCUGCUCGAUAAAAUGACUAAGUGGUCUGACACAGAGAAGAGAGUGUUUCACUGACAAGCGGGUCCCUGUCAAGCAAAACGAUUCGAUGUAACGGUGUGAGAGAUUGGUGCCACGUCAGCCUGUCUGGCGGGCCCCAUCUGUCAUAAUCUCACUUAUCUGAGCCCAAUCCGUCGAUCAGUGCUUUCUGCAAAAAGAUUACCGAAGACACGGUGUUUUCUGUAAAAAAAAUGUAUUGUAGUGGUUUUCGCAAACCUUGCCUUUAAA
Messenger RNA from Aegilops tauschii subsp. strangulata, 3140 nucleotides. RefSeq lists its product as uncharacterized. The record is from RefSeq and is a predicted model, not a curated record. NCBI's taxonomy places the organism in Eukaryota, Viridiplantae, Streptophyta, Magnoliopsida, Poales, Poaceae.